Molecule: messenger RNA, 1436 nt
Organism: Vespula pensylvanica (western yellowjacket)
Lineage: Eukaryota; Metazoa; Arthropoda; Insecta; Hymenoptera; Vespidae
Product: mushroom body large-type Kenyon cell-specific protein 1-like
Exons: 5
Coding region: 6-1436 (476 amino acids)
Source: RefSeq, a predicted model, not a curated record
GAAACAUGUCGGAAGUAAAGACAGAAAGGCCUAGAACCGCCGGUCGAAUAGCACCGACCGGUCGGGUCACUCCAAGCGUUCAUCAAUCGGCUGGAAAUGGAAGAAGGAAGGCUAUACCUGUACCACCUCCUAGAGUCCCAACUCCAAUGCCUUCGGCCAAUAACAAUCAGCAAAGAAACAAUGCGAACGUCGACGUAGGCCCGCCUGUUGUAGUACAAGCGGCACAAGCACAAAAAAAGGAGUCCCAUGAAAACAUCGCACGAAUAGCAAAGCGGUAUCUCGACGAUAACAUGCAGCAGGCGUGGAUCAAUCCUCGGUUAAUAUCAAUGAUAAACGUGGAAGCAGUAACUUCAACGGAUUACGACUCUUCGAACCUCAGUAGAGACUUCAAUCAGGUUGGCUUCAACACUUACAACUAUUCCCAGUUCGAGGAGAAGUACAAGCCACGGCAGAUCUUUAAAUACGGAGACGAGUAUCUCGAGUACGGGCGCAAUUCCGUCCGGCUCGAUUCAAACGCUGAGAGAUCAACGGCAAGAUUAACUGGGAGAUAUCAACAGGACGGGUUGACUAAGUUCGAGCAAAGAUAUUCGAGGAGUCAUUCGCAGCCUGAGAGACAGCAGUAUGCUUAUCACGAAACGCGAUCCAAGUCACAGGACUCGCGAGAGUUGACAUUCUAUCAUAUCGAUCCACCACCGAAAUUGGAGAAUCCUCAGCCACAGCAACAGCAACAACAACAACAAUCGCAGCAGCAACAACCACCGCAACAACAACAACAACAACAGCAGCAGCAACAGCAACAACAGCCAAAUAAAUCUCAUCGAUCUAACACUGACAAAUCAACUGCUUCGAAUAAAAAAGAAUUAACUUUCUACAAGAUCGACGGACCUAGCGCAAACUCAGCUUCUACGCAAGACAAGUGUAAAGAUAAAUCUGAUAAAAAAGAUAGAAAUCAAGAGAAGUUACAGAGUUCGAAACACGUUAAACAAAAUCAUCAUCAUCAUCAGGAACAGAAGAACAAUCCAACAAUACCACCGAAUUAUCAAUUGAACAGAUCCCAAUCGGAUUUGACCGAAUGCCAAUUACCGGAUUACUAUAGGCAUCAGAAUAAUCCUUACAUCGAUCCACCUAAGUAUCGUCAAUACGAUAGACCUCCGAAGUAUCAAGAAACACCACCAAAAUCAGAACCACCCCCAAAGUAUCAUGCCGAGCCACCGAAAUAUUCUGAAAUUGUUAGACGUCAGGAUGACUCGAAAAGAACACAGCAGGAGGAGAGGACGACAAGACGUCAGGGUGCAGGAUUAGGAGGAGCAGGAGGAGGAAUAGGAGGAACAACGUUAGGAGGGGGAGCAGGGGGAGGGUGUAGUGGUGUAGGUGUAAGUGUAGGUGUAUGUUUAGGAGGAGGAGGAGGAGGAACACCAACAACAACAACAAAUUAG